CAGAAGAGAAGGACCUACGCUGCUACCUGAGCGUUCCGCACCCGUACUACCGAAUAGGCCCGGUCAAAAUGGAGGUCAUGAGCCUAGAACCCUACAUCGUCCAAUUCUACGACGUCAUCUCGCCCAAGGAGAUACAAGCAAUUCGCAGGAUUGGGGACCCCAUGCUGGCCCGUGCCACAGUCGUCGAGAUCAAAGAAACGGUGGACCCCGGCCGCAUCAGUCAAGCGGCGUGGUUAAAUCCAGGCACCGACCCGCUGCUAGAAAGGGUCAACCAACGGGUGGCCAUGCUCACCGGACUGUCCACAGACUACGAGCGCGGAGACUCCGAGAUAAUACAGUACGGCUCCUACGGACCGGGGGGCCACUACGAAGCGCACGCCGACUACCUGAUGGGGGGACUCACGGAGGAGGAGAUAGAACAAUUAGAGGAGGAUGAUAAGGAGUCCGGAGACCGCAUCGCCACCUUCAUGUUCUACCUUUCAGACGUGAGUUUGGGAGGUGCCACUGUGUUCCCUUACGCCAAGGCGGCGGUCCCUCCGCGAAUGGGCUCGGCUGCCUUCUGGUACAACAUGCACGAGGACGGUAGCUACGACGUGCGCACCCUGCACGGCGGAUGCUCCGUGCUACACGGCACAAAGCACGUCGCGAACGUGUGGAUUCGAUCCAAUGCCCAGAUGUUCAACCGACCAUGCCCAGCGAAGAAAGGAAGACGGACGCCAGAUUCUGCGAGCCUGUAUACCUUAUUUCUUGGUCCUGCUCCUUAUAUUUUUCUUCUUCUUGUAUCUUUCUCUAUUGCUAUUUUUUUUCAAUGGGAACGACGGGCCGUCCCUGUUAGAAUCUAUUGUAUUUAUUUUUAAAUAAACGGAAAAGAAAAUCAAAAGAUUGUUUAUAUAACGGAACGCAUUGAGUGUGUUAAAGAAAGGGCAAGGCAUGGCACAUGCCAAAAGAAAAAAAGAAAAUAAACACUACUUUGAGUAUGUUGCAGAGUGAAAGGACGGUCCGUGUAUUCUUAAGCACACCUUGAGGAUGUUGGCCCUGCACCUGACAGUUGAUAUGGCUAGCGCUGUAAUUAGCACGGCUUUUAUUGCGAUGCGAUGAAAGCU
Messenger RNA from Dermacentor andersoni, 1103 nucleotides. Its product is annotated as prolyl 4-hydroxylase subunit alpha-2-like. Gene Ontology annotation, cellular component: endoplasmic reticulum. Lineage: Eukaryota; Metazoa; Arthropoda; Arachnida; Ixodida; Ixodidae. The record is from RefSeq and is a predicted model, not a curated record. Gene Ontology annotation, molecular function: procollagen-proline 4-dioxygenase activity; iron ion binding; L-ascorbic acid binding. Gene Ontology annotation, biological process: peptidyl-proline hydroxylation to 4-hydroxy-L-proline.